Messenger RNA from Serpula lacrymans var. lacrymans S7.9, 1020 nucleotides. RefSeq lists its product as uncharacterized. The record is from RefSeq and is a predicted model, not a curated record. Gene Ontology annotation, biological process: RNA catabolic process; ribonucleotide metabolic process. NCBI's taxonomy places the organism in Eukaryota, Fungi, Basidiomycota, Agaricomycetes, Boletales, Serpulaceae. Gene Ontology annotation, cellular component: nucleoplasm; ribonuclease H2 complex. The transcript is spliced from 8 exons. Bases 1 to 1020 code for a protein of 339 amino acids.
AUGACCGCCCACGUUGGAAUUUUACCACUUUCUGUCAUUGAUGCCCUCACACUUCACUUGAAUGACAAGGUUAACGAAUCUGCGGCACCACUCUGGCGCCUUCCCCAUCCCCGUACUGGCCUUGCAUGUUUAUUCUUGCCUCAAGAGAAGCUUGUGGAUCCGUCUCAUCCAAGACAGAAAAUGUCAAUACUAGAAAUACAGUCUGUCACCCCCCCAAACACCCGCUCAUGGUUUAUCGGGGAGGAAGUAGUUUCAGUAUCAUCAAAACGAGGUGUAGAUGGGAAAUUGCUCUUAAUGACGCCUGUGGAUCCUGCCUUCCUGAUAAUUCAGAUACUACUUGCUUCACAACCUAAUGACGGAUCACCUGGAAAUUUUCGACCAAUAGAUGAUAUCUUCGAAGAAGCUGCUGUCAAGCUCGCUAAAACGCCGAUUGAAUCUACUCCAGCCGUACAAGAUGCAUCCGCAAUACCAUCUCAGAGGGAUAUCAUGCAACUCGCUUCAUUGGACUGCAUUAAAGCAGCCAUGAGUCAGAUAACAACUGAAAUUACGGUGUACCGCUUUUCACCAGAUAAUUUAUUGGCCUAUUUACGAUCAAAAGUAGAGAGACUAUCAAAACCUGAAAUUCUCGAGAAGUCACGUAGCUUGAUACGCAGCAUGGCUAAGGACGGGUUGAUGGAGGAUGGAAGAGAGGACCUGCUAGAACUUGGUCGUGUAAAAGCUGCUUGUGAUCUUAUCUCUCAAUAUAUUCCACCAAGUAUAUACCAGACACUACUGUCAUCCUACGAUUUCACCGCGCUGAAUGCCUAUCUCAAAACAUUUUCAAACGAGCAGGCAGCGCUUCUUGCGACCAAUGCCAAUACGAGCAAAUCGAAGAAGAAAAAUGCAGCUACAAAUGAAGAGGACACGGGGAAGAAACGCAAAAACCAGGUUAAAUCAUCAAAUGGCGUGGAAAAGUUGAAGAAGGCAAAUGUAAAUGGGAUGUCAAAGCUGUCGAGUUUCUUCAAGAAGGCAGAUGCAUAA